Molecule: messenger RNA, 4738 nt
Organism: Callorhinus ursinus (northern fur seal)
Lineage: Eukaryota; Metazoa; Chordata; Mammalia; Carnivora; Otariidae
Source: RefSeq, a predicted model, not a curated record
UGCAGUGCCUGGAGAUGACCACCAAGCGGAAAAUCAUCGGCCGACUGGUGCCGUGCCGAUGUUUCCGAGGUGAAGAAGAAAUCAUCUCAGUUUUAGACUACUCCCACUGCAGUCUUCAGCAGGUGCCGAAGGAGGUCUUUAACUUCGAGCGGACAUUAGAGGAGCUUUAUCUAGAUGCCAAUCAAAUCGAAGAGCUACCCAAGCAAUUGUUCAACUGUCAAGCUCUAAGAAAACUAAGUAUUCCUGAUAAUGAUCUUUCAAAUCUGCCAACCACUAUUGCUAGUUUAGUUAAUCUUAAAGAACUCGACAUCAGUAAAAAUGGUGUACAAGAAUUUCCAGAAAACAUUAAGUGCUGUAAGUGUUUAACAAUUAUUGAAGCCAGUGUCAAUCCCAUUUCUAAACUCCCUGAUGGCUUCACGCAGCUUCUAAAUCUGACCCAGCUCUACCUGAAUGACGCCUUUCUUGAAUUUCUUCCAGCUAAUUUUGGAAGACUUGUCAAAUUGCGGAUCUUGGAGUUAAGAGAAAAUCAUUUGAAAACUCUACCAAAGUCAAUGCACAAACUGGCCCAGUUGGAAAGACUUGACCUAGGCAAUAAUGAAUUCAGUGAGCUGCCUGAAGUUCUGGAUCAAAUACAAAAUUUAAGGGAGCUGUGGAUGGAUAAUAAUGCAUUACAAGUGCUACCUGGGUCUAUAGGGAAGUUAAAGAUGUUGGUAUACCUGGAUAUGUCAAAAAACAGAAUAGAAACGGUUGACUUGGACAUUUCUGGAUGUGAAGCCCUUGAGGACCUCUUACUGUCAUCCAAUAUGUUGCAACAGUUGCCUGACUCUAUAGGACUGUUGAAAAAACUAACUACUCUAAAAGUAGAUGACAAUCAACUUACAAUGCUACCCAACACAAUCGGAAAUUUAUCUUUAUUGGAAGAAUUUGACUGCAGCUGUAAUGAACUGGAGUCUCUACCUUCUACUAUUGGCUACCUUCAUAGUCUUCGAACAUUAGCAGUCGAUGAGAAUUUCCUUCCAGAAUUACCCCGAGAAAUUGGAAGCUGUAAGAAUGUAACAGUUAUGUCUCUACGUUCCAAUAAACUGGAAUUUCUUCCUGAAGAGAUUGGACAGAUGCAGAAGCUAAGAGUCUUAAAUUUGAGUGACAACAGAUUGAAGAAUUUACCAUUCUCAUUUACCAAACUUAAAGAGCUUGCAGCUUUGUGGCUUUCUGACAAUCAGUCCAAAGCCCUUAUCCCUUUACAAACUGAAGCCCAUCCAGAAACAAAGCAAAGAGUAUUGACUAACUACAUGUUUCCCCAGCAACCUCGUGGUGAUGAAGAUUUCCAGUCAGACAGUGACAGCUUUAACCCUACACUGUGGGAAGAGCAGAGACAACAACGCAUGACUGUUGCCUUUGAAUUUGAAGAAAAAAAGGAAGAUGACGAAAAUGCUGGGAAAGUUAAGGAUCACUCCUGCCAAGCCCCCUGGGAAAGGGGCCAGCGUGGGAUUACUCUCCAACCUGCCAGACUGUCUGGCGAUUGCUGCACACCAUGGGCCAGGUGUGAUCAGCAGAUCCAAGAUAUGCCCGUCCCCCAGAAUGACCCACAGCUGGCAUGGGGUUGUAUAAGUGGCCUCCAGCAGGAAAGGAGCAUGUGUACUCCAUUGCCAGUUGCAGCACAAUCCACCACUCUUCCCUCUCUAAGUGGCAGACAGGUUGAAAUAAACCUAAAACGAUAUCCAACUCCUUAUCCAGAGGAUUUAAAGAAUAUGGUAAAAUCUGUUCAAAAUCUGGUGGGUAAGCCAAGCCAUGGAGUGCGUGUUGAGAAUUCAAAUCCAACUGCUAACACGGAGCAAACUGUGAAAGAAAAAUAUGAACACAAGUGGCCUGUAGCCCCAAAGGAGAUUACAGUGGAGGAUUCUUUUGUUCAUCCAGCUAAUGAAAUGAGGAUUGGGGAACUUCACCCUUCAUUAGCUGAGACCCCUCUGUACCCACCCAAACUUGUUCUGCUAGGGAAGGACAAAAAAGAAUCAACUGAUGAGUCUGAAGUUGACAAAACUCACUGUCUGAAUAACAGUGUUUCCUCAGGCACUUACUCAGACUACUCACCUUCCCAGGCUUCCUCAGCAUCCUCUAACACCCGGGUUAAAGUGGGGUCCUUGCAGACAACAGCUAAAGAUGCAGUACAUAAUUCUUUAUGGGGUAACAGGAUUUCGCAAUCUUUCCCACAGCCUCUCGAUUCAAAGCCAUUACUCAGCCAGCGGGAGGCUGUUCCCCCAGGGAAUGUACCGCAGCGUCCAGACCGGCUGCCAAUGAGUGACGCCUUCACGGACAACUGGCCUGAUGGUUCACAUUAUGAUAACACAGGGUUUGUUGCAGAGGAGACCGCAGGCGAGAAUGCCAACAACAAUCCUCUCUUAAGUUCAAAAUCUAGAAGCACAUCUUCUCACGGACGCAGGCCUUUGCUUAGGCAGGAUAGGAUUGUUGGUGUUCCCCUGGAACUCGAGCAGUCUACACACAGACACACACCAGAAACAGAAGUGCCUCCUUCCAAUCCCUGGCAGAAUUGGACCAGAACCCCUAGUCCUUUUGAAGACAGGACCGCUUUCCCUUCCAAAUUAGAGACAACCCCCACCACCAGCCCAUUGCCUGAAAGGAAAGAACAUAUAAAAGAAUCUGCUGAAAUACCUAGUCCUUUUUCUCCAGGAGUACCAUGGGAGUAUCACGAUUCCAAUCCCAACAGGAGUCUUAGCAAUGUCUUUUCUCAGAUCCACUGCCGCCCAGAAUCUUCUAAAGGUGUUAUUUCCAUUAGCAAAAGCACAGAGAGGCUUUCCCCACUCAUGAAAGAUAUCAAGUCCAAUAAAUUCAAAAAGUCCCAGAGUAUCGAUGAGAUUGACAUUGGUACGUACAAGGUGUAUAACAUACCAUUAGAAAACUAUGCUUCUGGGAGUGAUCACUUAGGAAGCCAUGAACGGCCAGAUAAAAUGUUGGGACCAGAGCAUGGUAUGUCCAGUAUGUCUCGAAGCCAGUCGGUCCCAAUGCUGGAUGACGAGAUGCUCACGUAUGGAAGUAGUAAAGGGCCACAGCAACAAAAAGCUUCCAUGACCAAAAAAGUCUAUCAGUUUGACCAAAGCUUCAAUCCCCAAGGAGCAGUGGAAGUUAAAGCCGAAAAGAGGAUACCGCCCCCGUUUCAACACAAUUCUGAGUACGUGCAACAGCCCGGCAAAAACAUCGGCAAGGAUUUGGUUAGUCCCAGAGCUUACAGAGGAUACCCACCGAUGGAGCAAAUGUUCUCAUUUUCUCAGCCAUCCGUUAAUGAGGAUGCUGUGGUGAAUGCCCAGUUCGCAAGCCAAGGUGCCAGGACGGGCUUCUUGAGAAGAGCCGACUCCCUGGCGAGCUCCACAGAGAUGGCCAUGUUUAGAAGGGUCAGUGAACCUCAUGAGCUGCCUCCGGGUGAUAGGUACGGCAGACCUCCGUAUAGGGGCGGUCUGGAUCGCCAAAGCAGCGUUUCAGUGACUGAGUCCCAGUUCCUGAAAAGGAAUGGCAGGUACGAAGAUGAACACCCUUCAUAUCAAGAAGUGAAAGCUCAGGCGGGAAGUUUUCCAGUUAAAAACCUUACGCAGAGGAGGCCAUUGUCUGCAAGAAGCUACAGUACAGAGAGUUACGGUGCCUCCCAAACCAGGCCAGUUUCAGCUAGGCCUACUAUGGCAGCUCUUUUGGAAAAACUGCCAUCUGACUAUAACUUGGGUAACUAUGGUGACAAGCCAUCAGAUAACAGUGAUAUAAAGCCGAGGCCCGCCCCUGUGAGGGGAGAGGAGAGCUGUGGGAAAAUGCCUGCAGACUGGAGACAGCAGCUGCUUAGACAUAUAGAAGCUAGAAGGUUAGACAGGACCCCGUCCCAGCAAAGCAACAUUUUAGACAAUGGACAAGAAGAUGUAUCUCCUAGUGGCCAAUGGAAUCCUUAUCCUCUUGGGAGGCGGGAUGUACCUCCGGACACCAUUACUAAAAAGGCAGGCAGCCACAUCCAGACUCUGAUGGGGUCCCAAAGCCUUCAGCAUCGGAGCCGGGAACAGCAGGGAUAUGAGGGGAAUAUAAACAAAGUGACCAUCCAGCAAUUUCAGUCACCAUUGCCUAUUCAGAUCCCCUCUUCACAGGCCACCCGGGGACCUCAGCCUGGACGGUGCUUAAUUCAAACUAAAGGGCAAAGGAGUAUGGAUGGCUAUCCAGAGCAGUUUUGUGUGAGAAUAGAAAAGAAUCCUGGCCUUGGAUUUAGUAUCAGUGGUGGAAUUAGCGGACAAGGAAAUCCAUUUAAACCUUCUGACAAGGGUAUCUUUGUUACUAGGGUUCAGCCUGAUGGACCAGCAUCCAACCUGCUGCAGCCUGGUGAUAAGAUCCUUCAGGCAAAUGGACAUAGUUUUGUACAUAUGGAACAUGAAAAAGCUGUAUUACUACUGAAGAGUUUCCAGAACACAGUAGACCUAGUUAUUCAACGUGAGCUUACUGUCUAAAUAUUUUUUAUAAAUAGUGAAGAUACGUCUAGCCAGACCUAAUGUUCAAAAAUAAAUUUAUACAUAGAAACAAAUUUUGCCAAUUGCUGGACCAAUGGCAAACAUUAGUGCCAAAUGUAUAAUACGAUGUGUUAGCACUGAUCAUCCUUAAAAAUGUUAACUAUAUAAAUAUGAUGUUCAUGUGGUUAUGUAUUAGUUUUAAUUGUCAGCCUCUGGCUGUGCAUUGGUGCAGUUUUGUUUUUGUUUUUGUU